This is a messenger RNA of Ictidomys tridecemlineatus (thirteen-lined ground squirrel), 5743 nucleotides long. It is a transcript of the gene Dusp16, whose product is annotated as dual specificity phosphatase 16. The record is from RefSeq and is a predicted model, not a curated record. Gene Ontology annotation, biological process: peptidyl-tyrosine dephosphorylation; negative regulation of MAPK cascade. Gene Ontology annotation, molecular function: protein tyrosine/threonine phosphatase activity; MAP kinase tyrosine/serine/threonine phosphatase activity; MAP kinase tyrosine phosphatase activity. Lineage: Eukaryota; Metazoa; Chordata; Mammalia; Rodentia; Sciuridae. Gene Ontology annotation, cellular component: nucleus; cytoplasm.
CGAGUCGCCGAACUCUGGAAGGGAACGUGACCCGACCCCUCCCCGAGCUGCCGAAACGCGGCGUCCAGCCGCGCAGCGGGCUCGGACGGCCGCGGGAUGGGCGGGAGGGCGGCGCGCGGCCCCGCCCGGCGCCCACCGCCCACCGCCCUGCCCUCGCCUGUCUCCUCCUUUCCCCGGGGCUCCGCUGAGUUCAUUCACUGGGAUUGGUUUCAAGUGACGCCAUCUCUUUAUUUUUAAACCAAUGACCUCAUCCGCGCUUGAAGUUUCCUGACCAGCGACUCUUUCUCUUUUCCCCAACCCCCCACCCCACCCCCCCGCCUUUCCCCCUCUUUCUGUGUAUCACUGUUUGGGGGGCUUUAAUCAAAUUUUAACGAUUAUUCUCCCCUCUCCCUCGCCCCUCGGCUUUCCCCACGCGGCCCCCACCUUUACCUCCCCAAGUUCUUCACUCAUUUCGACAUUUGUUUUUGGAAGUCUUGAUUGGGGGGGGGGUGGAAGAGAAAGAGUGAAGAAAAGUUGCAAACGUCUCCUCUUCCUAAGCCUCCCGCCCCCGCCCACCCCUCAGAGAAGGAGAAGAUAAUAUAGUGUAAAGAAGAGGAGGAGGCGAGAGCGACGGGACGGGACGCCAGCGGGAGCGCAGCCGCCCUCCGGGCUCCGCGGCGGCCCCUAACUAGCCCGGGAGCCGAGGGCCCGGAGAGGAGACGCCGUGACAACUUUCGAUUCCCUCAGAGGGAGUCGGGGGGUCGGCGGCCCCAGAAGCUGUCAGUCCAGUGUAAAGCUGUUGGAGCGAGGGAGCAAAGGUAAAGAAUGAUGUAAUGCACUGGCUGCCCCAAAGCAUCUUUUGUUGUGGAAUGGUUAUUCCAGUCAUCUCUCGAUGAAUCAAAUGUGAGGGGCUGCUUUGUGGAAGGAGUCCUUUGCAAGAGCACAUCAACGGGAAAGAGAAAGAGACAUUCAGUUGGAGGGCUCUUGCUGAAAAUGGGUUUAACUCUCCUUUUGCCAGUCACCACCAGCCUGACCUCAUACAUUUUUAGUACAAUGGAGUGGCUGAGCCUUUGAGCACACCACCAUUACAUCAUCGUGGCAAAUUAAAGAAGGAGGUGGAAAAAGAAGACUUAUUGUUGUCAUGGCCCAUGAGAUGAUUGGAACUCAAAUUGUUACUGAGAGGUUGGUGGCUCUGCUGGAAAGUGGAACGGAAAAAGUGCUGCUAAUUGAUAGCCGGCCAUUUGUAGAAUACAAUACAUCCCACAUUUUGGAAGCCAUUAAUAUCAACUGCUCCAAGCUUAUGAAGCGAAGGUUGCAACAGGACAAAGUGUUAAUUACAGAACUUAUCCAGCAUUCAGCGAAACAUAAGGUUGACAUUGAUUGCAGUCAGAAGGUGGUAGUUUAUGAUCAGAGUUCCCAAGAUGUUGCUUCUCUAUCAUCAGACUGCUUUCUCACUGUACUUCUGGGUAAACUGGAGAAGAGCUUCACCUCUGUUCACCUGCUUGCAGGUGGGUUUGCUGAGUUCUCUCGUUGUUUCCCUGGCCUCUGUGAAGGAAAAUCCACUCUUGUCCCUACCUGCAUUUCUCAGCCUUGCUUGCCUGUUGCCAACAUUGGGCCAACACGAAUUCUUCCCAAUCUUUAUCUUGGCUGCCAGCGAGAUGUCCUCAACAAGGAGCUGAUGCAACAGAACGGGAUUGGUUAUGUGUUAAAUGCCAGCAAUACCUGUCCAAAGCCUGACUUUAUCCCUGAGUCUCAUUUCCUUCGAGUGCCUGUCAAUGAUAGCUUCUGUGAAAAAAUUUUGCCAUGGUUGGACAAAUCAGUGGAUUUCAUUGAGAAAGCAAAAGCUUCCAAUGGAUGUGUCCUAGUGCACUGUUUAGCAGGGAUCUCUCGCUCUGCCACCAUUGCCAUCGCCUACAUCAUGAAGAGGAUGGACAUGUCUUUAGAUGAGGCUUACAGAUUUGUCAAAGAAAAAAGACCUACUAUAUCUCCAAACUUCAAUUUUCUGGGCCAGCUCCUUGACUAUGAAAAGAAGAUUAAGAACCAGACUGGAGCAUCAGGGCCAAAGAGCAAACUCAAGCUGCUGCACCUGGAAAAGCCAAAUGAACCUGUCCCUGCAGUCUCGGAGGGUGGACAGAAAAGUGAGGCAUCCCUCAGUCCACCCUUUGCUGACUGUGCUACCUCAGAGGCAGCAGGGCAAAGACCUGUGCUUCCUGCCAGUGCGCCCAGCCUACAGCCAUCACUGUUAGGGGACAGUCCACUGGUACAGGCACUCAAUGGGCUCCACCUGUCCUCUGACAAGCUGGAAGACAGCAAUAAGCUCAAGCGUUCCUUCUCUCUGGAUAUUAAAUCAGUUUCAUAUUCAGCCAGCAUGGCAGCAUCCUUACAUGGUUUCUCCUCAUCAGAAGAUGCUUUGGAAUACUACAAACCUUCAACUACUCUGGAUGGGACCAACAAGCUAUGCCAGUUCUCCCCAGUUCAGGAAGUGUCAGAGCAGACUCCAGAAACCAGCCCAGAUAAGGAGGAAGCCCACAUCCUUAAGAAGCCCCAGACCACCAGGCCUUCAGAGAGCAAGCGACUACACUCAGUAAGAACCAGCAACGGUGGCACCCAAAGGUCCUUCUUAUCUCCACUGCAUCGAAGUGGGAGUGUGGAGGACAAUUACCAUACCAACUUCCUCUUCGGCCUUUCCACCAGCCAGCAACACCUCACCAAGUCUGCUGCUGGGCUGGGCCUCAAGGGCUGGCACUCAGAUAUCUUGGCUCCCAAGACCUCUACCCCCUCCUUGACCAAUAGUUGGUAUUUUGCCACAGAGUCCUCUCACUUUUACUCUGCUUCAGCCAUCUAUGGAGGCAAUGCCAGUUAUUCUGCCUACAGCUGUAGCCAGCUGCCCACUUGCAGUGACCAAGUCUAUUCUGUGCGCAGACGGCAGAAGCCAAGUGACAGAGCUGACUCACGGCGGAGCUGGCACGAAGAGAGCCCCUUUGAAAAGCAGUUUAAACGUAGAAGCUGCCAAAUGGAAUUUGGAGAGAGCAUCAUGUCAGAGAACAGGUCGCGGGAAGAGCUGGGGAAAGUGGGCAGUCAGUCUAGCUUUUCAGGCAGCAUGGAAAUCAUUGAGGUCUCCUGAGAAGAAAGACACUUGUGACUUCUAUUGUUUUUUUUUUUUCCACAAAAAUAUUCCCUGUAAAUCUGAAAUAUAUAUAUGUACAUACAUAUAUAUUUUGGAAAAUGGAGCUGUGGUGUAAAAGCAAAAGGUGGAUCAACACAGUUGUUCUCUUAGCAUCUGCAUUUGAGAGAUGAGUUAAUAUUUCUCUCAAGAAAAGUGGAAGGGCAGAUGUUAGAAUCCCCCUAACCAGAGGAACCAACUUGUAUUCCGUGAAUUGCACAUUUAUUGCUCCUACAGAAGCAACUUUAUUUGAUGUCAGAGGACAAAAUCCCGUACCAUUUUCACGUUGUGCUACAAUGAGAUCUCAAAUAUUUGUCUUUGUCCAGUCCCUUCCAUAGUGCACCUUAGUGCUGAGACUGAGCCACUGGUGGGUCGGGUGGGUAGACCUCUUAGGGACAGAACCUAAUGGUUAAAUCCAAGAGAAAUGAUCUUAUCCAAACUGAUUCACAAAUCCAAGCUCACCUGACAGCUGAGUAACAAAAGCAUCAUUCUGCUGCAUGGACCAUUAGGGGCCUCGCCCAGAUCUACUUUAGAACAAACCCAGUACCUCAGACAAGACAGUCGGGGCUUUCACCACUUCCAUAUCUGGGAGCCCGUUUUCUAGGCAUUGUGAAUAGGUUGGUAGCUAGACAUACUUUUCAGAACAAUUUAAAACACUCUAUGCACAAAAUUCCAAUUGGGCCUGGAUGGAGUAGGUUGUUUUCUUCUUUUCAGCUUUAUUAAGAAAGAGAAGAGAAACCAUCUAGGAUCCACCAUAGCUAGGAAUCUGGCAGUAUAAUGAUUUAAGCCAAGAUUGGGAGGCUAAACAAGUCUACCUCCCUUUUAUGAAUCAAAGAAAUGUUUAAAAUGGGAUUGUUAAUCCUUUAAUUAUUAAAGAUUAACUUGGUUUAAAGUCAAAUGUGAAUUGUCUGGGUUCAUAGCAGAGUGACAGAUCCUUCAAGUUCUCAGCCAAAGUAGAUAUUUUCCAUUUAUUUCAUUGCAUGGAUCCAGUUUGUAAAAAUGUAACAACAGGAAGAAUUUUAUAGGAAACCACCUGGGGGGGGUGAAACUACAGAAAUAUUAAGAAGGUUUAAAAAAAAAUGCUGAGGAGAAACAGGAAACUUAUUUCCUUGAUGGCACAUCUGCUCUUGGCAUGUGAUGAGGGUGGUAUUUCUAAAAUCUCCUUAUACUUUUAAAUGUACUAAUAAGAGUUGAGAGAGGCUUUAGGAAGCAAGGAAUACUCAGUAAAACAGUUUAGGAAGGUGAGAAGAAGGCUGUUGAAUUUUGUUCAGUUGUGAGUAGAGUGGAAAGCCAUAGCCAAGCUAUUUUGAAAACUAUCCCUGGCAUGUUUUUAGUAAAAGGGGCAUAUCACGAUGGAAAAAGACCAAGAUGGUUUCUCAGUCCUUGACCUACAAUCACUGUAUGGAAUCAAUCCUGGCAGCUGAAAAUAGAAGGUAAUUAGAACAAGUACACAAGUGAUAGUAUGUAUCUGCUUUUAAAUUUCUUGGCUUAUGUUUUAUCAACUACAAUAUGGUCCUCUUUUGAAGCCUUAAUUCAUGUCAGCAGCUUUUUUUGGGGGGGUGGGAAGUGGGACAGGUGUUAUUGUUCUUUACUGUAAGUGUAGCUAGUUGCUGACUUAUAUCUCAGGUUUUUCUAUGUUUGAGAAAUGGAUAUUCCUUGGACUAGGCUGUGAUUUGUUUCCUAUGGUGACUGCUAAAACCAGCACAGAAUAACGAUUCAGAACUGACUGGCUUGAUCAUGGGGAUUAUGAGCUUCACAGACAUACUGGUUAUGUACAAAUAAUGUGCUAUGAUGUGGGUAUAAAAUGGACACAAAAGAGCAUGAACUGCAUAGGGAGCACAUUAUUACGGUACUGACAAAUUUCUGUGAAAUGAUCUGAGUUUUUAUAUACACAAUUAAAUCUUUUAUGUAAUCAGAUAUUCUCAAGGUUUCACACAGUAAUUUUUGGUGUGUUGUGUAUACACACACUGAAUGUUUAACAGUUCCCUGCUUCCAGAAUCUGGUUACAUCUGUCAAACAUUUUUUAAGAAAUGAAAGCAAUAGCUCCAUCGUUAAGUGUUUCAGGGGGCUUGGGGGACUUAGGUUCAAUAGAUCUUUGGGCAACAAUUUGCCUUGUGUCAUUUAGGGUUUCUGUUGGCUAUGGUCCCCCUUCCUUCCUGUAACUGUGAUAUAGUCAUACACUACAGCUGUCAGUCCUUGAUCAGUUAUGUCCAAUAAUCAGUUCUUGGAAUCAAGAUUACCAUGCCGAAGGGGCAGCCUCCAAGGCAAGUCAAGUCCUGGAGCUGCUCGGGUCUGUGGGUGAUGUGGAGGCUGGUUCUCUUCAGCAUGGAAUCACAGGGGAACCCCUGGAGUCUACUAGGAUGAUACAGAAUGGUGAUUUUAAAGAGUUAAAAUAGGCUUCUGUGUGAGAAAUGCUGGAAAUUGAUUUAGGACAUUUAUAAAGUUAGGUGGAAAGACUGUAUAAAUGUUUAAUAUGAAUAUAGUGUUCUUUUGGAGCAAGGCAAGCUGUUGAAUGGUUAAAUUGUGCAUUUCUCAUUUUGAUGUGUCAUGUAUGUUAAUAUGAUGAAAUAAAAUCAAAACUGGUACCUGUUUAUACAUAAA